AUGACUUCGGCACUUUUUUCGGAGUUCUCCGCUCACAGAGCCACGAGACCAGCGUGUCCCAUUGUUUACACACGGGAGCAGCUUCUCGGACUUAGAGACUCCGCUUUCCGGCACCCAGAGAAGCCGGUGAUCCCCUUGGAGAUCCGUAGGAGACGCAGGGGCUCCAGAGGAGGCCAAAAGAGAAAGAGGAGACCGUAUCUCCCCUCCAUCAUCAUGGGGAACGUACGGUCCAUCUCUAAUAAGACUGAGGAGCUGACCGCACUGGUCCGCCAUCAUAAAGAGUACAGACAAUGUGGACUUAUGUGUUUCUCUGAGACGUGGCUGUGUGGGAAUAUACCGGACUCUGUGGUCGCGCUGGAGGGAUUUAAACUUGUGCGAGCGGACCGCUGCGCGGAGGGGAGUGGGAAGAGCAAAGGCGGGGGUGUUGCGAUCUACGUGAACGAGCAGUGGUGCAUCCCGACGCACGUGCAUGUGGUCCAGCGUACAUGCACACGGGACCUGGAGCUGCUCGCUGUGAGCAUGAGACCCAGGUAUCUGCCGCGGGAGUUUUCACACACCGUGGUUCUAUGUGUCUACAUCCCCCCGUCAGCAGACGCAGCCACAGCAUGUGAGGAGAUGCACAGAACUGUGACCCAGAUCCAGACCCGCAGUCCCCGCGCUCUGAUUCUGAUCAGCGGAGACUUUAACCACGCCUCCCUCUCCGCCACUCUCCCGAAAUUCAAACAGUAUGUCACGUGCCCAACUCGUGGCAAUAAGACUCUGGACCUACUGUAUGUUAAUGUCCGGGACGCAUACACCUCCUCCCCCCUCCCCCCUCUCGGACGCUCUGAUCACAGCCAGGUCCGUCUGUCUCCGGAAUACACACCAGUGGUGAGAAGAAAUCCAGCGCAGAAGAGGAUUGUAAAAGUGUGGAGCGAUGAUGUGGAUGAGAUGCUGAGAGAUUGUUUUCAAAACACUGAUUGGGAAAUGAUCUGCAGCUCUCAUGGUGAGGACAUCGAGAGCCUGACACACUGCAUUACAGACUACAUUCUCUUCUGUGUGGAUAACACUGUACCAACUAAGAAGGUGCGGUGCUUUUCUAACAACCACCCAUGGGUGACCCCUGAGCUUAAAGCCCUCCUGAACCUCAAGAAAAGGGCUUUCAUCUCAGGGGACAGGGAGGAGCAGAAGAGGAUCCAGCACGAGCUCCAGUGGAGGAUCAGGAGGGCCAAGAAGGACUACGGGAAAAAGCUGGAGCAGAAGCUGGCCCAGGGAAACGCCCGCGACGUGUGGAGAGGCCUAAAGAACAUCUCCGGCUUUGGACAGAGUGCUAGAGGAACAGCAGAUGGAGACCAGCACCGGGCGGACGAAUUUAACCAGCACUUCAACCGGUUUGAUUCUCCCCCCUCUCCAUCUGCCCCCCCUCCCGCCCCCACCUCUUCACACGUCCCCAGCCCAGUGGACACCGCCCAGUGGACACUGCCUCCGGCUGCCCCGGGCCCUCCUGCCCCCGCAUCCCCAGCCCCCACCUCGGACAGACCGGACGGGAUCAGUCCCAGGCUGCUGAGGACCUGUGCAGACCAGCUCUCUGGGGUCCUCAGCUACAUGUACAACCUGAGCCUCAGCCUGGAGAAGGUCCCUGUCCUGUGGAAGACCUCCUGUGUGAUCCCGGUUCCAAAAACAGCACACGCCAAGGAACCGGCUCACUACAGACCAGUCGCACUGACCUCCCACCUGAUGAAGACAAUGGAGCGGCUCAUCCUCACCCAUCUCCGCUCCGUGGUCAGCCCCACCCUGGACCCGCUGCAGUUCGCCUACAGACCCAACAUCGGAGUAGAGGACGCCGUCAUCUACUUCCUGCAGCGGACGCUCUCCCACCUGGAGCCCGCCGGGAGCGCUGUGAGGGUCAUGUUUUUCGACUUCUCCAGCGCUUUCAAUACCAUCAGGCCGGCACUGCUGCGGGGGAAGAUGGAGGACGCGGGAGUGGACAGUAGCCUCACUGCAUGGACCAUCAACUACCUCUCAGACCGACCACAGUACGUGCGGCUGCGCAGCUGUGAGUCUGAGGUGGUCGUCUGCAGCACUGGGGCCCCUCAGGGCACUGUCCUCUCACCGUUUCUCUUCACCAUCUACACCUCAGACUUCACACACGACACACACAGCUGUCACCUUCAGAAGUUCUCCGACGACUCCGCCAUCGUGGGCUGUGUGUCUGAGGGGAACGAACUGGAAUAUCGGUCGGUUAUCAAGGACUUUGUCGACUGGUGUGAGCGCAACCACUUGUGCUUGAACACCAGUAAGACCAAGGAGAUGGUCAUCGACUUCAGGAGAAAACCACUUUCCCACACGCUGCUGAACAUCCAGGGGGAGGACAUUGAGCUGGUGGACAGCUUCAAGUACCUGGGUGUUCACAUUAACAAUAAACUGGACUGGUCCCAUAAUACAAACGCCCUGCACAAGAAGGGCCAAAGUCGCCUCUUCCUUCUGAGGAGGCUGAGGUCCUUCGGACUUCUGCCAUUUACUACGCUGCCGUGUGCUGGGCCCCGGGCAGCACAGAGCGGGACAGAAACAGACUGA
This is a messenger RNA of Knipowitschia caucasica, 2556 nucleotides long. The record is from the annotation of a GenBank genome assembly. Lineage: Eukaryota; Metazoa; Chordata; Actinopteri; Gobiiformes; Gobiidae.